AUGGAGGCUGAAUUAUGCUGGCGGAUGAAGUAUGACCGGGCCGCUGUGACCAUAUACCGGGCCUGGACCAGCCGGCCGAACGUGGCAUACUGGGUGUGGCGGCCAGACAUGACCGGGGUGGGCCGGGGCCUAUAUCAGUGGAUUGAGAGUGACGGCCAUGGCGCGGGUGCUUGGGUGCGAGGCAUAUUACAGCGAGCAGUUGGACAAGGCUGGGGUGCUGGCGCGGUUCAUGGGGCCAGCCCAGUGAUCGCCGCCACCAGCGCGUUGGGCAUGGGGGUGGACAUCCCCAAUAUCCGCAGCAUCAUCCAUAUUGGGACCCCCCGGACAUUACUGGAUUACGCGCAGGAGAGUGGCUGGGCUGGGUGAGAUGGACAGCGCAGUGAGGCAAUCAUUAUCUAGCCAGCUGGGUGGGAUACCCCAGCUCCAUGGAUGGAGGGCGUCGCCCCUGAGGACCAGGAGCGGGUUGCUGAGUAUAUGGGGGUGGUGGAAGGCAUUGGGUGCCGCUGGGU
Molecule: messenger RNA, 509 nt
Organism: Aspergillus novofumigatus IBT 16806
Lineage: Eukaryota; Fungi; Ascomycota; Eurotiomycetes; Eurotiales; Aspergillaceae
Exons: 2
Coding region: 1-366 (121 amino acids)
Biological process (GO): double-strand break repair via homologous recombination
Cellular component (GO): chromosome; cytoplasm
Molecular function (GO): four-way junction helicase activity; 3'-5' DNA helicase activity
Source: RefSeq, a predicted model, not a curated record